This is a messenger RNA of Sorex fumeus (smoky shrew), 984 nucleotides long. RefSeq names its product intelectin-1a-like. The transcript has 8 exons. The coding region runs from base 1 to 984 and encodes 327 amino acids. The record is from RefSeq and is a predicted model, not a curated record. Lineage: Eukaryota; Metazoa; Chordata; Mammalia; Eulipotyphla; Soricidae. Gene Ontology annotation, molecular function: oligosaccharide binding.
AUGGGGGCCGCAGGGGAGAUCAGGCCCAUGUCCCUGCACUUCUGCCUGCUGUUCCUCUCUGUGGCCACCUUUGCUGGGGGCGCUGGAGGAUCAACCCCGACUCUUCAGAUGACCCAGACCAGCAAACACUGCAUCUCCUCCCUCCCGUCCCUGCCACGGAGCUGCAAGGAAAUUCAGAAAAAAUGUCCCGAAGCCGAGGAUGGCCUGUACCUUCUCCGCACCAAGCAGGGGCUCGUCUACCAGACCUUCUGUGACAUGACCAUGGAUGGAGGCGGCUGGACGCUGGUGGCCAGCGUGCAUGAGAACCACAUGGCUGGGAAGUGCACCGCGGGGGACCGCUGGUCCAGCCAGCAGGGCAGUCGGGCAGACUACCCCAAGGGUGACAACAACUGGGCCAACUACAACACCUUUGGGUCUGCAGAGGCAGCCACCAGCGACGACUAUAAGAACCCUGGCUACUACGACAUCCAGGCUCAGGACCUGGGCAUCUGGCAUGUCCCCAACGACACCCCGCUGUACUCCUGGAGGAACAGCUCCCUGCUGAGGUACUUCACCUUCUCACAGUUCUUCCGGAGACUCGGAGACAACCUGUUUGGCCUCUACCAGAAAUACCCCGUCCAGUACAACAUCGGCAGAUGCUGGAACGACAACGGCCCCGCCGUUCUUGUGGAGUAUGACUAUGGAGAUCCCCAGAAAACCGCCUCCUUCUACUCGCCCAACGGUCGACGGGAAUUUGAUGCUGGAUUUAUCCAAUUCCGGGUGUUUAAUAAUGAGAGAGCAGCCAACGCCCUGUGUGCAGGGAUAAGAGUUACCGGCUGCAACACGGAACACCACUGCAUCGGAGGAGGGGGCUUCUUCCCAGAGGCCAACCCCAGGCAGUGCGGAGACUUCUCCAGCUUCGACUGGAAUGGGCACGGGACUCACAGAGACUGGAGCAACAGCCUCGCCAUCACUGAGGCAGCUGUGCUACUCUUCUACCGCUGA